Messenger RNA from Verruconis gallopava, 760 nucleotides. RefSeq lists its product as uncharacterized. Lineage: Eukaryota; Fungi; Ascomycota; Dothideomycetes; Venturiales; Sympoventuriaceae. The record is from RefSeq and is a predicted model, not a curated record. The transcript is spliced from 2 exons. Gene Ontology annotation, molecular function: carbon-sulfur lyase activity. The coding region runs from base 113 to 535 and encodes 140 amino acids.
AUGACUUCUUACACGCUCAUUCUUCCGUGACAAACAUCCUCUCAACUUUUGCACCUUAUAGAAGCCUAGGUUUGAACUCUAUCCACAUCACAACACCUCCGUCCGAUUCGGCAUGUCAACCUGCUUCAAAGGUAGCUGCUCUUGCGUAGCAAUCACGGUACAGGUUGACGGCGAGCCUUCUAUGGUAGCUCUGUGUCAUUGUUUGAACUGUCAGAAGACUACUGGUUCAACGUAUAGUAUGAAUUGGGUUUUGCCUAGAUGUGCGUUCAAGGUAUUGUCCAGUGCACCAGUAACAUAUGAAGCUCUUGGCGACAGUGGUAGUCCAGCACUUCGCCGGUUCUGUGGAACAUGCAGCUCGACGAUGUGGACCGAGUCUUCUCGUUUUCCGGACAUGGUUGUCCUCAAGGCCGGAAUCUUGGAUGAGGGCGGACUAGCUAGAUUUACACCUUCCGCUGAGACAUUCACCUCCAGAAAACCUAAAUGGGUAAAUGAAGUUGCAGGUGCAGUGCAAUGUCUAGAAGCGUUUAGUUCCUGAAUAUUGUCUAUGCUUGGCAGUAGAGAAAAUGGGAAGGUGUGCAGAGUUAGAGUGUUUCUCGUUGGAUGAUUCCCUGUUACGUGUGUUUAUGCUCUCUUUUUCGGCUAUGACGACAAGCAGUCAACACGACGAAAAACUCAUGAGUCAUCAAGAUUCCUCAUUGUAAAACUCCAGAACAAAGCCAUAGCGGCCACGACCAUGAGGUAGAACCACCAAACCAUUCCC